UAUCAUGCAGUGUAGACUGUUUGGUUUGGUUUUCCUGUACUUACUAAAUUAUACUAGAGCUAGGGUACAUCCGCAUAACGUUUGUACGCACGGCGAUGUGAUGGUAAAGUGUAUGCCAGUUUGUCCCAAGAUCUGCUCGGAGUUUUUAUACAGGCAAAGGUGCAUACCCAAGAAAUGCGAGCGAGGGUGCGCCUGUCCCAAGGAUUGGUUGCGACUAAAGAGCAACCAAGGAAGAUGUAUAAUGCGCAAAUACUGCACACGAUACAUAAUAGAGUGAAGGAGUUCCAAAAACUUAACAUUUAAAUUGUGAAAAUGGGAGCAGAAGAAAAUGUGACGACAAUAACAACGAUUUGCAUUCCUA
Molecule: messenger RNA, 361 nt
Organism: Drosophila erecta
Lineage: Eukaryota; Metazoa; Arthropoda; Insecta; Diptera; Drosophilidae
Product: SCO-spondin
Exons: 2
Coding region: 5-277 (90 amino acids)
Source: RefSeq, a predicted model, not a curated record